AUGAUGGACGCCGAGCGGUGCGCGCACGUCGGCACGUUGGUGGAGGCGCGGGGCGCCGGAACGGUAUGCACCUCCUGCGGCUUGGUGGUCUCGAGCAUCAUAGAGGAGGAGACCACGGGCGGCGUCGUCGCUUCGGCUCCCGUGUCGAUACUCGAGUCGAGACUGCGCCGGCGAGACGUCGACUUCCUGAUCGCAGCAUGCGAACGACUGUGCCUGCCGGUGGACGAGUACCGUGCGCAGGUCGAGAACUACCUCGGCGUCAGGAGGCCCAAGGUGUAUGAGAGGAACAAGCGGGCGUUUCUGGCGGCCCUCAUCGUCACCCUGAGCAGGAGUCUGAAUCAUCCGAGGGUCACGAAAGAAGUCGCAUCGGUACUCGGGCUGAGGCAGGGCGCCGUGUAUCGGGAGGUGAAGGGCAUCGAGAAGGCAUCGGGACGGACUAUGGACGCGAGCGACGACACGGGCGUCGCCAAGGCCGGAGAUAUCGUGCCGCGCAUCAUGACGGUGCUCUUCGCAUGGGAUCCCGCGCGAGUGGCCAUGAAGGAUAGGAGGAAGGCGAUCACGAAUGCGAGACGCAUGGCCGAUGUCAUAGACGAUUCGGGGAUACUGGGCGGGCGCACGCCCAGCACGAUAGCCGCAGUGGCCGUGCACAUGACAGAGUUAGAGACCGGUGAGGCCGGGUGGAACAAGGCAUCUACGCCGUAG
This is a messenger RNA of Klebsormidium nitens, 702 nucleotides long. Lineage: Eukaryota; Viridiplantae; Streptophyta; Klebsormidiophyceae; Klebsormidiales; Klebsormidiaceae. The record is from the annotation of a GenBank genome assembly.